AUGAGGGCGAAGGAAGCCAAGGAAAAAUAUAUAGCCUCUGUCCAUGGCCCGAAUCACAUAGAUCUGAUAAGGAAUAUCAGCUCGAAGGAUAGUUCCGAGCGAAAAAAUACUGCUGAGAAACUCGAUUCCAUUUACUUCAACAAAGGCUCCUCAGAGUCUGCUUUCCUCGCAGCCGGUUCUGUCAUCGAGGUUGCUGAGAAGGUUGCAGCUGGUGAGCUGAGUUCUGCGAUCGCUCUAGUCAGGCCUCCAGGCCACCAUGCCGAACAUAGCAAGCCCAUGGGAUUUUGCCUCUUCAACAAUGUGGCAAUUGCAGCUAACUACCUCUUAAAUGAAAGGCCUGACCUAGGUAUCAGCAAGAUAUUAAUCGUCGAUUGGGAUGUUCAUCAUGGAAAUGGCACGCAGAACAUGUUUUAUAAUGACCCUCGUGUAUUGUUCUUUUCAGUGCACAGAUAUGAUGAUGGAAGCUUCUACCCUUAUGAAGCUGAUGCAUCACACGUUUUCAUUGGGGAUGAAACUGGUCGAGGGUACAACAUUAAUGUGCCCUGGGAGCAUGCGGAAUGCGGUGAUGCAGAUUAUGUUGCUGCAUGGGACCAUGUACUCCUUCCUGUUGCAGAAGCAUUUGAUCCUGAUAUAAUAUUACUGUCUGCUGGGUUUGACGCAGCACUGGGUGAUGAUAUGGGUAAUUGCUGCAUCACUCCAAAUGGAUAUGCACUGCUACUGACAAAGCUGUUAGGUUUUGCAAAAGGAAGGAUUGUGAUGGCCCUUGAAGGAGGUUAUAACCCUGAGUCCAUAGCAAACUCAGUUUGUGCUUGUGCAAAAGUAUUGUUGGGAGAUAAAUUCACACUUACCUCUCCAGAGAUGCAACCAUUCGAAUCUACAUGGAGAGUCAUACAAAUGGUACGCGAUGAAUUAAAGACAUACUGGCCUGUUUUGAGCAGUAAGCUUCCGGAGAACGUAUCUUUGAGGAGUACGCCCUCAUAUAUCCAGGUGAGUUUCCUCUUUCUAUUUUCUUCUUCUUGGGGACUUGAGUUGGGGCCUGCUUGGUCUGACCUCUGA
This is a messenger RNA of Triticum turgidum subsp. durum (durum wheat), 1056 nucleotides long. NCBI's taxonomy places the organism in Eukaryota, Viridiplantae, Streptophyta, Magnoliopsida, Poales, Poaceae. The record is from the annotation of a GenBank genome assembly.